Messenger RNA from Dendronephthya gigantea, 1364 nucleotides. RefSeq names its product tryptophan--tRNA ligase, cytoplasmic-like. The record is from RefSeq and is a predicted model, not a curated record. NCBI's taxonomy places the organism in Eukaryota, Metazoa, Cnidaria, Anthozoa, Malacalcyonacea, Nephtheidae. Gene Ontology annotation, molecular function: ATP binding; tryptophan-tRNA ligase activity. Bases 41 to 1351 code for a protein of 436 amino acids. Gene Ontology annotation, biological process: tryptophanyl-tRNA aminoacylation. The transcript has 9 exons. Gene Ontology annotation, cellular component: cytoplasm.
UCAUUUUUAGAAGGAAUUUUGUUUAUUUGGCAUAUCUUCAAUGCAUGUGCGCCUAAAAUUGCUUUCUAAAUUACAAGGAAGAUUUCCAUAUUUCAAACAGAGAUAUCGCUUCAUCGUGCGAAGCAAUUGUACCAGUUUUAAAAUGGCAACAAAUGACGAGUCGAAAGAUCAAAAGGAUGAAACGGAAGAUCAAAUUGUGAACAUUGAGACGGUAGUCGCCGCAGAUAAUAAAGGCAUCGACUAUAAUAAACUUAUAAAACAAUUUGGGAGCCAGAAAGUUGAUGAAAGUCAUAUUGAACGCAUCUUAAAACUCAGUGGAAAGCCUGUGCACCACUUUUUAAAACGUGGAAUAUUUUUCUCUCAAAGAGACCUGAAAGUGGUUUUGGAUGCAUUUGAAUCAAAGAAGAGAUUCUAUUUGUAUACUGGAAGAGGGCCCUCGUCAGAGGCUAUGCAUUUGGGACAUUUAAUUCCUUUUAUUUUUACCAAAUACUUGCAAGAUGCAUUUGAUGUUCCUUUGGUCAUUCAAUUAACGGACGAUGAGAAGUUUUUGUGGAAGAAUUUAAAACUGGAGGAAGCUCAUAGGCUGGCGUAUGAAAAUGCGAAGGACAUUAUAGCCUGUGGUUUUGAUGUAAACAAGACAUUUAUAUUUUCUGAUGUGGAUUAUGUUGGUGGUUGUAAGGAAUUUUAUAUGAAUAUUGUGAAAAUUCAAAAAAGUGUCACUUUCAACCAAGUCCGGUCAAUCUUUGGUUUCACAGACAGUGACCCCAUAGGUAAAAUAUCAUUUCCUGCAGUUCAGGCAGCGCCAUCAUUUAGCAAUUCAUUUCCACAUAUAUUUGGUGAGAAGCAUGAUAUUCCCUGUCUAAUUCCUUGCGCCAUUGACCAGGAUCCAUAUUUUCGUAUGACAAGAGAUGUUGCCCCAAGACUGGGAUACCCCAAACCCUCUCUUCUUCAUUCCACGUUCUUUCCAGCCUUGCAAGGAGCAAAGACGAAAAUGAGUGCAAGCGAUCCAAAUUCGUCUAUUUUUUUAACGGAUACUCCAGCACAGAUUAAGAAAAAGGUCAAUAAAUAUGCAUUUUCUGGCGGGAAAGAUAGUAUUGAAGAACAUCGGAAACUUGGUGGAGAUAUUGAAGUAGAUAUUGCCUAUCAAUAUUUGACUUUUUUCUUGGAGGAUGACGAGAAACUACAGCAAAUAAAAGGGGAUUACAGCAGUGGGAAGAUGUUAAGUGGUGAGAUUAAGAAAGAAUUAAUUUCAGUUUUACAGCCUAUGGUGGCAGCACAUCAAGAGAGAAGAAAAACUGUCACACCUGAAAUUGUCAAACAAUUCAUGACUCCACGAAAAUUAAAUUUUUAAAAUGAUAAAGCUC